AUGCCCCUGCAUGGGUAUAGCUUCAAGCGCUGUUGUUUGCAUUCCAAAUCUUCCUGCCUUCAUUUCAUCUUCGCGAUCAUACCGCCUCUGCCGACAAAGCAAAUCACCCACCAACCAACAGACCAAACCACAACGAACAAAACCUAUCGUCUCUCCCCUCCAAUUCCCCAUUCUUCCCCCUCUCUCACCCAAUUCAUGUCCCACACAAUGUCUCCUCCCUUCCCCGACCCUCUCAUCCUCCCCCCUCUCAACCCCCCUCACAGCUUCACACUCGUCCUCCUCCACGGCAGAGGCAACUCCCCCUCCUCCCUCCUCCCUUUCUGCUCUCCCCUCCAACAAUCGUUUCCUUCUCUCAAAAUCAUCCUCCCCACCGCCCCAAAGUCCCGAGCAACAAUCUACGCCCGCUCCCUCAUCACCCAAUGGUUCGACGGCUGGCACCUCGACUCCCCCGCCUCGGUCCUCAACCCAGGCCAGGACGAGUGGAGGUCUAUUGACGGACUUCAACAGACCACAUCAUAUCUCCAUGAUCUACUCAGACAGGAAAUUGCGCUGGUGGGUGGUGACUCGAGGAGGAUGUUCCUCGGCGGGUUGAGUCAAGGGUGUGCAGCUUCGUUGAUGGCUUUGCUGCUUUGGGAAGGGGAACCACUAGGCCGCUGCGUGGGAAUGUGCGGAUGGUUGCCUUUUGUUAGGACAGUUCAAAGGGCGACGAAAGACUUCGCUAGCAGAAAGGGUGACACCGAAGAAGAUGAGUUUGACCCAUUUGGGGGUAAUGGUGAGGAUGAUGAGGACAAGCCGCAAGAUGUCGAAGCUGCUGCUGUGCAGGCUUUGCGAGAAAGUCUGGAGCUGGAAGGCAACAGUCCUAUCACUCGUCCAAAUUCCUUUGAUACACCUGUGUUUCUGGCGCAUGGAACCGAAGAUGACAAAGUCCUCAUCGCUCAUGGCAAAGAGGCAGCAUCGACUCUCUCAGAACUAAGCGUCAACACCUCCUGGAACGAAUACCCAGGUCUCGGCCACUGGUUCUAUCCCGAAAUGAUCACAGACAUCACCGCCUUCCUCAACAUCAACACGGCCCAGCUCCUGCCCAUGGCCAUUAGUCAGAGCAUCCAUCCCGCGCAAUCCCAAGUUAAGGCCGGAGCCAGUGUGGUCAAUAGCCAGCACAUAUAUAGUGUUGCCGUUCCACGUCGCCGACCAGCAAGUGCCGCAGUUGGGAGAGUUCCAGCCCGCCACCGCCUGAGCGCCUCCAAUAAAGGGGAAAUUCCUAACGUCGCCCUGCUUCUUCCAGCCGUACUUCCAGAUAAGACCGUUCAUGCCAUCCGAGCAGGCGACCGACUCGAGGCUGCGGUUGGGGUCGUCAUAGCCGAUGUCGUAAGAGACUGUUGGAGGGUGUGUCAGUUGGCAUCGGGGAAGUGGCGAGAGACGAAAGGAGGUGAUCGGAAUGAGGGCUUACCUGUGGUUGCCGACGCCGCGGCAGCAAGAGUGAAGAUGCUGAAGAUCUUGGAGAAGUGCAUAAUGGUGGAAUAUCGCAAGUUGUGCCUUUUGAAGAAGAGAAAUGAUGCGUCUGAAUGAUGCUGAGUCCGAGAAGAAGCGUGCUUGAACGGAGUUGAAACUGUUGGAGCUGGUGAUUGAGAAAGAGAGAGAGAGAGAGAGAGAAAAGAAGUUGAAGUCGAGAUGGAGGACAGGCUUGAGAUCUUAUACCCUCCGCUUUCCCCUCCCCGAGGCUCCUUCUCUGAGCUCCAUCAGCCUCGUGAGGAGCACUCCAUCCGAGUCGAAUCACCUCCCAAAGCACACAGCAGGAAAGCAAAGCCCGCCGAUUGCCGAAUCCGGAAUCGUUCGCCUUUCAUGAUACGAUGUGGAGGGUUGCAAACACGAUACGAUGUCGCGGUGCCCCUUCCCUACCUGGCGUCAUAGCCAAGCGAUGGGUCAUCCAUGGGGGAGGAAGCGAGAGUUGGCAAACAACAACCGAAGCAGCUACAACCAUCCACCCAUCUCCAGAUCAUUGGAUCAAUCUUGGUUUAUUUCUGGGGAGGAAAUAUCAACACCGGCCGUGACCAACCAUGUGCUCUGGAUCGCCCCGGACUGUCUAGAGUGCACUGCAUUUUUCAUUGUUCCACGAUACGAUGAAGCUCAGCCUGAAGGAAGGAAUGCUGACGACGUCUUUCUCUUCACGAGAGACGGGAGUCCGUGGUUCCCGUACGAGGUUUCUAGAAUGUAGAAAGUGCGUAUGUUGAGUUGGCAGUGGGUCUCGACUGAAGAUCGGCAAUUGGGGUCGCUAAGCGGUAGUCACGGGGAGCCGUUGGAGAUCUUGGAGACGACCUCGUAUUCGACCCUAUUCCCACCUACCCACCUACGCGGCUAAUAAACUUGCAGUAGCUGUGUUUUCUCGGGCUCCUACUCCAACAGCUCAUAGAGACAACGGUUGUGAAGCAUUCCAUCAAUCAAGUCUGGUUUUUUGUUUUUUUUUUGUUUUGUGGAUCGACUCCGCAUGGUGGCUGCUGUGGGGUUCAAGUUGAAGAUGCAAGCCACAUCUGUCUUGACCGUUGCUGCUGACAAGAGGAAGGUGUUGAUCCGUUGGUGCGGACCAAGUGCGACUUCCUCUUCAGCUGAGGCUGUUGUGCGACAGAAUGUUGGAAGGAGCAUUCCUUCCUGUCUGACAGCAUGGCCAACGUUGUUUUCCACCUCGCCAACGAGAUUUGUAGACUCGAGUCGAUCAGGAGGCUGAGUAACGUUACCGUCUGGAUUUCAUUGCUAGUCAUCUUGGCGGCUUGUUUGCUCGCCGUUAGACGUCUCACAACGUGAGCCUUACAGACCGUUAUCGUUCAACACUCUCGAGUUUUGGGAUAUGGUUGUCAGAGUAUCACCUGAUGGCAACAGGUUGUGUAUUCUCCGCAAACGUCCGGUGUAAUGCUGGGAUCAGAUCACCGCGUCGUGUGUAAAGACUGCGCUACUGUACGGUACAUUGAGCCUACAUGACCGUUGCAGAAUCGUCAUGCUAUGCCUCUUCCCUUUGCCUUGCUGCGUGCUCUGUAUACCCGCGUUUGUGUCCACCUCGUCGUGUUAGUCUUGUCGUACCGCAUGUUUCCAUCUAU
This is a messenger RNA of Podospora bellae-mahoneyi, 3086 nucleotides long. RefSeq lists its product as uncharacterized. Gene Ontology annotation, biological process: protein depalmitoylation. Gene Ontology annotation, cellular component: cytoplasm. NCBI's taxonomy places the organism in Eukaryota, Fungi, Ascomycota, Sordariomycetes, Sordariales, Podosporaceae. Bases 1 to 1566 code for a protein of 521 amino acids. The transcript is spliced from 3 exons. The record is from RefSeq and is a predicted model, not a curated record. Gene Ontology annotation, molecular function: palmitoyl-(protein) hydrolase activity; carboxylic ester hydrolase activity.